AUGGAUGCAAUUCUGGGGAUACAAGAGUUGGAAAUUAUCGAGGAUGCAGAUAUAGAGUCUACGAAGUUGAACACGGAUCUGUCACAAGAUGUGUUGUUUGGUAAGCAUGCUUCUACUCCAAUUUUGAGAUCUCCUAUAAUUGAACAACCUAUUGUACGAUCUAGUGGAGAAUCGCCAAAAGGAGUAAAUCCUAAUUUGAACCAGGGGAGGAAAGUUGGUGUCAAGAUUGAACCUGAGGAUAUCGCUGAGGAGAUUAACUUUUGGCAGCCUUCUAUUGUUUGCUAUGUUGUGGGAGCUAAUCCUCUGGUUAGUAUUUUGGAUGGAUUUGUAAGGAGGCUUUGGAAGGAAAAUGUGGACAAAGUAGGAGUACUCUCACGAGGUGUUUUCAUCAUUCGAUUCCACAAUUUGGACUUCCGUGAUCGAGUUCUUAAUGGUGGGUAUUUGUUUCUUGGCAAGAAGCCACUAGUAAUGAAGCCAUGGAACUCGGUUGAUGAUUUUACAAAGGAGGAUAUUACUGUAGUUCCUACUUGGAUUCAACUGGGAGGAUUGAACAUUAAGUAUUGGGGUGAGAAAUCUAUUUUCAAGAUUGUGGGGCAAGUAGGGCGGCCAAUUCAAGUAGAUAACAUCACCAAAUAUAGAGAUAGACUCUAUUAUCCUCGCAUUCUUAUUGAGAUCAGUAUGGAUCAACAAUUUCCAGCAAUAAUCAGUUUCUUGAAUGAGUUUGACCAGGAAAUUGAUUUGCAAGUAGAGUAUGAAUGGAUUCCAAUUAUCUGUAAGAGCUGUUCUGGGAUUGGGCAUGAGGCUCAAGUAUGUAGAAGGAGGAAUCAAGGGAAACAAGUAUAUGUUCCUAAACAAUUGAAGUCUGAUCCGAAUUUGGUGCAGCCAGUAGUAGACGAGGAAGGUUUUCAGCGAGCAAACAAGGGAGUCAGGGUGCCAGUUGUUUCUGCACCAGCAACGGUUAUGACAAACCAGUAUGCUAUCCUGACAGAGGAACAAGAGGAAGAAUGA
Humulus lupulus (European hop) is the source of this 1008-nucleotide messenger RNA. RefSeq lists its product as uncharacterized. NCBI's taxonomy places the organism in Eukaryota, Viridiplantae, Streptophyta, Magnoliopsida, Rosales, Cannabaceae. The record is from RefSeq and is a predicted model, not a curated record. Bases 1 to 1008 code for a protein of 335 amino acids. The transcript is spliced from 2 exons.